GGCACAUUUGGUCCCGUUAAGGAAGAACCCUUUCCUGCCAUUCCAAGCCCCCCUCCAAUCCAGAGAGCCAGCCUCUCGCUCGGUGUGGCCUUCAAUCCAAAUAAUCACAUCGUUCCGCUGAUGCUAGACCCACCCAGCAGUGAAUACAGCCCCCCACCAAGUCAAGAAGGCCAGUCCAAUGAAGUCUUCACUUACAACAUCCAGAGCCAAAGUGUCAACUCUCCGGUGCGCUGCCCUUACCCUGAACAGCUGGAGCCAACAGCCAACCUGGAGACCCCAUAUUACCUUCCCAGUAGCCAGUCUGGGGCCUACCAGUUCAGUCAGUAUUCCCAGCCACAGGUCUCUCAAGUGCACCAUUUCCCAGUCCACCUAAGCAGCGGCAUUUUGCCCAGUGUCCGCCUCACACCAGCGACACCCAGUAAAUCUGGACCAGCUUUUUUUUCUUUGCCCGCCAAUGGUGGGCUUAUGGCCUAUCAACCUGCCGAAGGCACUCAAGGGUACCUGCAGAACCAUGUAGGGGGACAGCUCUUAGUCCAACAAGCUGCAGCUGGGAGCUCAGGCUACAUCUCAGCAUUUCAGGCUGUACCCUGGAAUGAGUUUUAUGUGCCAGGAGCACCAUUCUCCAGUCAGCUGUGCACGCAGAUGCAGUUGUCUAACUCAGGGGGAGGAUGUUAUCCUGCCGAGCAGGUGCCAGGUGUUCAGAAGCAGAGCGUACCUCCCACAUCCUGCCUGCUUCAGCUGCCCAGAGCACCACUGCCGGGCUCUACCGUGGUGUUCGCUGCAAUGCAAAUGGCACCUGCAGAUCCUGAUUCAAACCCAGACCACCAGUCUCAGGCCGAGCCCCUGGCACCACCUGAGAGAGGCUCCAGCUCUGCCAGCUUCCCUCAAGAGGAACCAAACGUUGCAGAUUUCUCUGAAGAGAACAAGAACUGACUUGGCUUCCUUGUACAAAAGCGGCAAGGGGAUAAAAGAAUAUAACAGUAAUAGAGUUAAAUUCUUUUAAUAUACUGUCUCUUGGAGCAAAAGAGAGAGAAAAUGUGCACUGUAAAAUGAAGCACCUUAAAAGACUUGAAGAAGAGGGGGGAAAUUUUCUCGUUACAAGGACUUGUUCUGAUCUUCGUUUAUUUAUUUAAGUUAUAAAUUUCCUGCUGAAGAAAGAAGCAAUGACAGUCAGUCAGUAGCCCAAAUCCAUUUUGUUGUUUUGCACUUAGGAUUCUUUUGUUUGGUUUGUUAGCUUAAAAAAAAUCCUAAAGUCCACUUCUACCAGGACAACAUGACCCAUUUUACGUUUAAGUCUUUAAUAACAGGUGGACUCAUCUAGGAUGUUCACAUACCGUUCUGUUUAGAUUAUAUCGUGCAGACAAAUACAGACAUAUUCAAGGUCCUGUCAGUAAUAGCCAGCGGUGAGGAACAUUCAUGACAUAGAGGCUGGCAAGGAAUUCAGAGAUAUUGUAAGCAGAGACGGCCCCUGAUGCCUCACUUUCUCAUGCUCCUCAAAUUUAGGGUAAGCAAAUUCAGUGGAAGCUCUUAUAACUUUAAUCCUGUAACAAAUUCAGUGGAAGCUCUUACAACUUUAAUCCUUGCUUGCCCUGUGUUGAAAUUUCUCCGGAACUGUUUUGGAUACAGGAGCUCUCCUUUCUUUCUGCUUGUCCUGUCUGAAGAAAAAAAGUAAUUCGAAGCACAGAGUUAGAGAAGAUAAGGAUCAUGUAGUCCAAAAUCUACAAUCCUCCAAAGAUAUCAUCAAGGCCUCUUCUUAUACAUUCACUUCCAUUGAUUCCAUUCCAAAUUUUUGACAGAUCAACACCACUGUUCAGCUGUUUAUCCAAACUCAAACACAUUUUCUCUUCAGUCACACAGCCCACAAAAUACAUCAUUGUGCUAGAUGUGGCUAUCCAUGUUGGCUACCAAUAGAUGCAGGCUAAAAAUGCAAAAAGAUAGAAAAUGUAGCAAAAAUAGUCACUGAGAUACAGGAAACCAGAAAUCCAAAAACCUGAAGACAGAAUGGAGGGGAAGAGUGUGUUUUCACACUAUAGGACAUGCACUGUGCAAGUGGAGAACCUCGAGAUUAAUCGUGAUACGAACCAAGUACAUUUCAGAAGCUAAUGCCCAAUGCGAAGGCAGAGAGACAGUAGAAAGUGAAGUUCUGGUUAAAUCUGUACAGGCAUGUUGCUUUUUGUUUUGGUAACAUCUGCAGUUACUACUUUUGAAUUCAUUUAUGUUUAAUAACCUGAUUUCCAUCCAGGAUUCUUCCCCUGCUCCCAAUGUUUUGAGUGUCUUUGAUUAAAAAAUAAAAAUAAUUGGUUAAA
Molecule: messenger RNA, 2306 nt
Organism: Eublepharis macularius
Lineage: Eukaryota; Metazoa; Chordata; Lepidosauria; Squamata; Eublepharidae
Exons: 4
Coding region: 121-933 (270 amino acids)
Biological process (GO): regulation of transcription by RNA polymerase II
Molecular function (GO): DNA-binding transcription factor activity, RNA polymerase II-specific; RNA polymerase II cis-regulatory region sequence-specific DNA binding
Source: RefSeq, a predicted model, not a curated record